AUGAGUUCAUUGUAUUAUGCGAAUGCUUUAUUUUCUAAAUAUCAAGCCGCAAGUUCGGUUUUCCCAUCCGGAGUCUUUCCCGAGCAAACUUCUUGCGCUUUCGCCUCCAACACCCAGCGAGCGGGGUAUGGGGCCGGAUCCACUCCUCCCUUCGCCGCCUCCAUGCCCGGGCUCUACUCCAGUGGCAGCGCCGUGCACCCCCAGGCCCCCACCAUGUACUCCUCCGGCUACGGCCUGGAGCCCAGCUCCUUCAACAUGCACUGUUCCCCCUUUGAGCAAAACCUCUCCAUGAUGUGCCCGGGAGAUGCCUCCAAGCAGAAUUGCAACAAAACGGACCAGAGGGACUCAGAUUUGCAAAGCGACAGUAACUUCCGCAUCUACCCCUGGAUGAGGAGCACAGGCACUGACAGAAAACGCGGCCGCCAGACCUACACCAGGUACCAGACCCUGGAGCUGGAGAAGGAAUUCCACUACAACCGCUACUUGACGAGGAGGAGACGCAUCGAGAUCGCCCAUGCCCUGUGUCUCACAGAGAGACAGAUCAAAAUCUGGUUCCAGAACAGGCGCAUGAAGUGGAAAAAAGAAAAUAAAACUGCCUGCUCUGGCUCCGGCAGCCAGGAAAAGCCAGACGUGGAGGACGACGAGGAAGAAUGAAAGGGCAAAAUGUGGAUCCAGGAAACGUGAAAACCCACGCGAACAGAAAAGGGGAAAAACACACAGAAGAAAAGACUAUAUAUUAAAAUACAUAAAUGAGAAGUGCAUAAAUAAUUAAAAACAUAGGAAUGAUACAUUGUGUUUCCUGACACUGAAAAAAAAUACUACCUAUAUUAAAGUCUUUUUUUGGGGGUGGGGGGAGAUAAGACAAUAGAAUGAAUAUCUACCUAUUAAAUGUGGCUUUAGAGUCAGAAUAGACACAUUUUUCUAUGUGAGUCUUCCGAUAGUACAAGUAAUUUGUAAAUCUCCGUUUGUAUUUCGCUGUGUACUUUUUGGUAUGAAGUAAUGUGG
Cygnus atratus (black swan) is the source of this 1005-nucleotide messenger RNA. RefSeq names its product homeobox B7 (gene HOXB7). Gene Ontology annotation, biological process: regulation of transcription by RNA polymerase II; anterior/posterior pattern specification. The transcript has 2 exons. The record is from RefSeq and is a predicted model, not a curated record. Gene Ontology annotation, molecular function: RNA polymerase II cis-regulatory region sequence-specific DNA binding; DNA-binding transcription factor activity, RNA polymerase II-specific. The coding region runs from base 1 to 654 and encodes 217 amino acids. Lineage: Eukaryota; Metazoa; Chordata; Aves; Anseriformes; Anatidae. Gene Ontology annotation, cellular component: nucleus.